AGAAAGGUGUAAGGUCCGUGUGUGUCCUGGGCAUGGGGGGUGCCGUGUCUUACACGUUAUAACGGAAGCGCAGAUGCUAUUCAUACCCCUUCCAAACCCCCAGAGACUCCCGACUAACCUAUUGCAGACUGCGACCCAUGAGUGCAGACUGCAGCGGGGCUGUCAAAGGUCCAGGUGCGCUGCUGCGUAUCGCUGCGUGAUAACUACCGGGCUGGAGAAAUCAUGGAGGGCGAACUUUCGCAGUCUGUGGGAACCGGCAACAGUGAUGACUCCUCGUCCUCUUCGUCACUUUCCUCCUCGGGAUCCCAAACCCUGUCCGAGGGGGACGUGAAAACCUCAUCUGGGGGCAGCAGCACAGACUGUGACUGUGAGGGGCAACACAUGGCAGAGGAGAGGGCUGCCCAGAGAAGUGGGGGCAAAGGGCUGGAUACGGGGCACCGAGAAGAAGAAGAAGAAGAGCUUGACAAUAUACUGUCCCCACCACCAAUGCAAUCACGGAAAUGUAGCAAUCCUGAAGUCUCAUUCCGGAUGGGCAAGUCUGGGAAAUACAAGAAACAGCUAAGUGAAGAUGGUCGACUCCUCCGAAGGGGGAGCUUAGGAGGAGCUCUGACAGGGAGAUACUUGCUACCAGCUGUUACUGCUCAACAGACAUGGCAAGCGUCCUCGGAGAAAUCCAAUCUUGUGCGAAUGCGGAGCCAGACACUCGGUCAGUCUGCUCCUUCACUUACUGCCAGCUUGCUCCGCUUCUCUUGGAGCCCUUCAGCGAAAGGAAGCAACCUCUGUGCACAGCCUGUUCCCCAUUUAGAUAAAUGGGGAGAAGAUGUCCUUGUGGGGCUCAUUGUGGCUCUACUGUUUUGUGACGAAGAAGCUAGAAUAUUGCAGACGGAUUUGUGGAGAAAAGUGUUUCUGCACCUCUUUCUCUGGGAAUCUGUCUGGAUUGUGCGCCCUGGAUAUGUGCAAAAGGCCCGACCCUUUUUCGAGAAGCACUCAUGGGGUGCCUGGUUAAUAGAGCCAGUACAGAGGAGAUGUGUACCAUGA
Messenger RNA from Spea bombifrons (plains spadefoot toad), 1038 nucleotides. RefSeq names its product microtubule-associated serine/threonine-protein kinase 4-like. The transcript is spliced from 4 exons. Bases 223 to 1038 code for a protein of 271 amino acids. Lineage: Eukaryota; Metazoa; Chordata; Amphibia; Anura; Pelobatidae. The record is from RefSeq and is a predicted model, not a curated record.